Messenger RNA from Exophiala mesophila, 3016 nucleotides. RefSeq lists its product as uncharacterized. The transcript has a single exon. Gene Ontology annotation, molecular function: protein binding. The record is from RefSeq and is a predicted model, not a curated record. NCBI's taxonomy places the organism in Eukaryota, Fungi, Ascomycota, Eurotiomycetes, Chaetothyriales, Herpotrichiellaceae. The coding region runs from base 186 to 1610 and encodes 474 amino acids.
CCGAACCACAUCGUUGUCGAGAAGAAUCUUGAAUUUCUAAGCCGAAAAAAACAACAACCAAACUUUCUUCGCCUUAUCCUCCCUCCUGUCGCCUAUACUUCAUCUUCAUCUCUCUUCCUUCCCCACGAAGUCCUCUUCUCCUUCUCAAUUCGCUAUCAUCUUCCGACCCCUCCUCAACUGCCACAAUGUCCAACCCCAAUCCCGAACAUAGAGAAGACCCCGAGGAUGAUGACAUUUUCAAUGCCGACGAUGCGGCUGAAGAGAUUGAAGAAGAUCCAGAUGCCGAUCAUCCCAUGGAAGAUGAUGACGACCUCGAAGAAGAGAUCCAACUUCAGAACGACUCGUCUGCCCACUUUGACUCCCACACCGAUUCCAUCUUCACAAUCGCCCAGCAUCCAACCAACCCAAAUAUCAUCAUAACUGGUGGAGGUGACGAUGUAGCAUAUAUCUUUGACGCCUCAAUACCCAACGGACCUGUCCUACCUAGUUCGUAUGAGAGCAAUCCGCAGCCACAAGGCGAAAGAAAAUCCCUCCAACCUUUACAAAAACUAGAUGGACACACAGACUCGGUCAAUGCAGUCGCAUUUACCCUCCCCAAGGGCGAAUACGCUGUGACCGCAGGAUUGGACGGCAAACUGCGAGCCUGGAAAUCAGACAAUUCUCUGACAAAAUGGACAUUCACUGCUGAAGCCUCUGAAGUGCAAGAGAUCAAUUGGUUGGCUUCCAAUCCGUCGCAAUCCCAACCAAAUGUGGUAGCGUUGGGCGCCUCCGAUGGCUCAGUCUGGGUCUAUCAAAUCAAUGCUGCCGACACAUCAUCACCACUGACCAUCAUCCAAGCCUUCUAUCUCCAUACCGAAUCCUGCACAGCUGGGGCCUGGACUCCCGAUGGCGCCCACCUAGCCACUGUCUCGGAAGACGGCAGUCUAUAUGUCUGGGACGUGUUCAAUACCGGCACCGCCGUCAUAUCCCACACCGCAGCAGAUCAACGCUUUGAAGUUGAGGGAGGGCUCUACUCUGUAGCCACCUCUUCCUCUCUGGUCGCGGUUGGAGGCGCCGGAGGACACAUCAAGGUUGUUGGCCUCCCGUCGCCAGCCGCGCCAGACCAAUCAGGCAAAUCUCGUGGCAAGGCGUCCAAACAAUCAGCAUCUUCAUCUGCCUCGUCUUCAGGCCAAAUCCUUGCAUCUCUUCAAGCGCAAAGCGAUGGUGUUGAGACUUUGUCCUUCUCGUCACCACCCCUAACCCUGCUUGCGGCCGGUAGUGUUGACGGCUCCAUCGCCCUAUUCGACACCGCCCACCGGUUUGCCGUCCGGCGGCAUAUUAAAGAGGCCCACGAAGAGUACGCCGUAGUCAAGGUCGACUUCGUCCGGAAUCCCCAGCGCGGCGGCUGGAUCUUGACCAGUGCAGGCAUGGACGGUGUACUCAGACGAUGGGAUGUCAGGGGCGGUACCACUGCUGCGGGGCAGGGUUUCAUCAACGAAUGGAGGGGGCACCGCGGUGAAGGUGAAGGCGGCGGCGUUCUUGGAUUCGUUCAGGGCGGAGGCGGAAAUCGCGUGGUCACGGCUGGCGACGACGGGGUUGCUCUCGUGUUCAAAACGGAUAUUGCCGCAUAGUAGAGUGCGUUCAUGAGAGAUGACACAAACAAGAGAAAUGCCGACUUGAUGGGUGGUGUUUACAUUGCAUGAUACCUAGUCAAUGAAUUGGUGCGCCAUCCAACUUUACCUACACACACACAAACACCCUGUUACUUUGUUUCCUGCUCUUUGAGCUCGACAUACUGCCCGAUCAAACUCUUGACCAUGUCCUCUGGGCCGUGAAACACAAUGCCCAACUUUUCGGUUGUUUUGCUCGUGUCGUAUCCUGCGGAAGGUGCGCCAGGCUGUUUACCACCAAGUGGCAAGAUACCACUAGCGACUUGUUGGGGAAACAGCUUUCGCACAAUAUCAUCGACGCUAUCCCACUUGGUGAUGAGAGGGUAUGCAGCGAUCAAACGAUCGCCAGUGACGAGGUUUUUGGCCUCCAAGGCAGCGACAUGCGUGGCAGCAACAUCAUCGACCAACACCAGGUCUUGUGGCCCAGGCUGGUCGCUUUGGUGGCCUAAGACAUAGUUGACCAUGACCGUGUUGGAGCUGACCCGUUGGCGAAGCUCUUCAGCCGACCGAACCGACUCAUUGCGACCCUGCACAAACGAUGGCAGGACAUGGAUCACUUGAAACUUUGGAUUCUUCUCUCGGACAAAUCGAUCUGCCUCGAGAUAGGCCACUCUUUUCGACAUUCGAUACGCCAACCAUGGAUUCGUCGUGUCUUCAUACUGUGAGAUGUCCAACACUUUGCCAACAUCAUCAGGUCCCGCUGGUCUGCCGUCCGCCGGGGCGUCCAAGAUUGCCACAGACGAGGUGAUGAUGAUUCGUUUGACCGAAUCUGUCUUGAUUGCCGAUUCCAAAAUCCCUAGGUUUCCUUGUACGGCAGGGUCGAUAAAUUGUUGCCGCACAUCGAUUCUACUGCCCGUGGUAUCGGGGUCUGGAAUGGGUGAUGCAACGUGGAUGAUGUAGUCGACAUCUUGCACUGCCUUGUCAAAAGCCCCUGGAGCUAGGAAAUCAGGGAUUUCGACGAAAGAGAUCGACAAAGAAUAAGGUCGGAUAGAAGGAAGGUCCUUCAGUGACUCGGCGGAGGAGAGCUUCCGGCUUGCAAUACGUGCUCUGUACCCUUUUUUGAGCAACAAUGCAAGUGUCGCGAGGCCGACGUGACCUGUGGCCCCGGUUAUGAGGACAAGAGGUGGGGACAUUCUGCAAAGAAUUAAAUCUUGUGGGUAUCUAGUUACGAUAUGUUCUGGUGGGAGAGUUGACCCAAGAAAAUUGAUAUGAAUGGAACUUUCCUUGUUUCUGAUAUAACCACAUAUCUAUAAAUCCCUUCCAAACAUACUCGUCUCAGCAGACAGUACAGUACAAAUUGGAUGGAUUUAUCAGCCUUGAAGUCAGUUCUAGUACGAAAUAGAGGAAUUAAUCAGCCUUGAAGCCAA